This is a messenger RNA of Symbiodinium necroappetens, 957 nucleotides long. NCBI's taxonomy places the organism in Eukaryota, Dinophyceae, Suessiales, Symbiodiniaceae. The record is from the annotation of a GenBank genome assembly.
AUGAGAGAUGGAAAUGAAAAGGCCCUGGUAGGCUCAGUGCAUCCAUCGCCAGAGAGGAUUUGGGUAGGGCCCGAGCUCAGCGAUCGACAGCUCGGUCAGCACGGCCUCACCCACACGCUGACGGCCUGCCCCGGCGUGCCGCCCAACUCCCUCGUGGAACUGAAGUCAUUUGGCCAACGUCUUUGGGUGCGCACUCCGCUCGAGGACUGGGAACCUGGUACUGCCCUUACCACAUGGUAUGAAGUCGGCGAGGUGUUCCCGCUCUCCGGCAUCCAGGUGGAGCCUUUGCCGCCGAGCUUCUUCACCACCUCCUGUUUGGGCUGGGGUGUCUCCAUUUUUGUCACCCUGGCAUUCUGCACGGCUCUGUGCGUGCUGCCCUAUGUGCUGCUGCCACCCCUUGGCCUUGCACUGCUUAGUUUUGUGCCAGUGCUGGUGUUUGGAUCUUUCGUUCAAGUCUACUUCCAGAAAUCCGUAAAGCUGUCCCAAAUGGCAAUCUCGUUCUUCGAAGCAAUUGCUUGGCUGAUGCCCCUGAUUAGCAUAAUUUUGAUCAUCUACUUCCCACUUGGAUGGCGAGAUUGGGUUAGCGACUGCGAAGAAGUAUCAGAAGCAUCUUUGGCUUCGGAGGUUGAGGUGGAUUGCCUCGGCAAGCGUGCUAUCCAGGCGUACCUGAUGACGGCUUUUCUCGAGGAACUUCUGAAGUAUGUCUGCGUUCGUCGCAUCCUCUGGUUUCCGUUUGUUGCCGACCCUACGGCUCUGUGUUGUUAUGGUGGCUGCGCAGGUCUGGGCUUCGCGGCAUUGGAGAAUGUCUUGUAUGUGGGCACAGGCAGCCUUGCUACAGCUUUGCUGCGAGCGGGGACGGCCGUGCCAAACCACUUGAUUUAUGGCCUACUGCAUGGUGCCUUCCUCUCGGAGCAACGGUUUUCGUUAAAGCAACGCUCCUGCCCGUCCUUCAUCUGA